CCCUAGCCUAGUCAUCACCUUCAUCUCUUUACACUCCAUGACAAAGCAACACACAACACAAAAAUUAUGAGCAACAGAGGAUGAAGAAACAAUGGCUGGUUAGGGCACUUUCCGAAACCCUAACCCUAGCUUCCACCACCACCUCUUCAUUCACUCGCUCACUCUGCUCUUCAACAUCUUCAUCUUCAUCUACAUCUUCAUCUUCAUCUUCAUCUUUCGCUCUAAAAAAUGUCACGAAAUCGAACUUCGAAUCGGCACUCAGCGACCUCCGACGCCUCGUCAGAGACGCAGACUUCGUGUCGAUCGACCUCGAGAUGACCGGCGUUACGAGCGCUCCAUGGAGAGACUCCUUCGAGUUCGAUCGCUUCGACAUUCGUUAUCUCAAAGUCAAAGAUUCGGCAGAGAAGUUCGCUGUUGUUCAGUUUGGUGUUUGUCCCUUCCGUUGGGACUCUUCCAAGCAAUCCUUCAUUGCUCACCCGCACAAUUUUUAUAUAUUUCCACGUCAAGAAAUUCCAGUUGGUGGCCCCUCCUAUGAGUUCCUAUGCCAAACAACCUCAAUUGACUUCUUGGCUAAAUACCAGUUUGAUUUCAAUCAAUGCAUACAUGAAGGAAUAUCUUAUUUAUCCAGAGGACAACAGGAUGAAGCACUAAGGCACUUACAAAUGAGGUAUGAGGACGAUUUGUCAGAAUUGUACUUGAGAGAAGCUAGAGAUACAGCGUUAGUUAGAAUUGCAGAUGUUCUCUUCACUGAGAGAAUGAAGAACAGAAUCAGUGAGUGGCGUGAGGGAUUAUUACAGAGUAGAAAUAGCGGGUCUAAAUUUCAGGAAAGUACAAAUGACUUCAGUCAACAAUUUCAAACCAUCUUCUUCAAGAUGCGCCCAGCUCUUUUGCUGAAUGGGUUCACCUCUCACCAGCUAAGGUUGAUUCAGUUGGUUACUGUGAAGCAUUUUGAAAACCUUGUUUACAUUCGUGUAAAGGGUGAAUCUUCCUCUGUACAACAAUUAAUUGUGUACACUGAAUCAAACAAUGACAGGGGCUUACUUAUGAAAGAAGUCAAGGAUGGGCUUCGCAAGGAAGAAGAGAUGAAGAUCGAAGCUGCGGUUGGAUUUCGGCAUGUUAUUGAUCUCCUUUCCUCAGAGCAGAAGUUGAUAGUUGGUCACAAUUGCUUUCUUGAUAUUGCGCACAUGUAUAGCAAAUUUUUAGGUUCUCUUCCUUCGACUGCUGAAGAAUACGUCUCUUCUGUUCACAAAUACUUUCCAUACAUCAUUGACACAAAAGUACUUUUAAAUGCAAAUGAUGUACUUAGAGCUAUGAUGAAGAAGGGCAGCACAUCACUGUCCAAAGCAUUUGCCUUCUUGUGUUCAGAAAUUGCUUCGAGUGUCAAAGGAUCUAGAUUCGGUCUCAAGCCACAUGUUAACGUCGAGGUUCAAGUGGAUGACAUGAGGUCCUCAAACUGGAACUCUGGAGCUAAGCAUGAAGCUGGCUAUGAUGCUUUUAUGACGGGUUGUGUUUUUGCCCAAGUAUGCAGUCAUCUUGGGUUCAAUUUCAAGCUUCAUCCACCCUUCACUAAUUUGACCCAUGAUGAGAAGCUCCAAAAGCACAUUAAUCUUCUUUAUUUAAGCUGGAUUAACAGUGACAUUAUUGAUCUGAGGACUGGUAAGCAGACUGCAGAGUCUUCAUAUAACAGCCUAAAAUUUAGGUAUCCGAAGAUUGUCUUUUCAAAUAUUUGUUUAAUUUGGGGAUUUCCAUCCAAACUCAAGGCAAGGGAGAUUAGGGAAUGCGUCUCUAAAGUCUUUGGCCCAAGCUCGGUUUCUUCCAUCUAUCACUUAGAUGAAACUGCUGUGUUUGUUCAGUUUAGUAAAGAAGAAUAUGUCUCUGUUUUUCUGGAGUUGAAGGAAACCUUGGAAAGAAACAAUGAUCCAAUCUCUGUUUUGCAUCCGCUCUCGAAACUCCUGGAAGGUGGAAACACUCGAGCGGCCAGUUAUGAGUUCUAUAAAGAGAUUUGCAGUUCAUCGAUUUCGAAAGUAUUGUUUGCUGAUCAGGCAGAGUCAAUUGGUAUUAAAUGGAAGACCAAAUUGUUGGGAGAAAAUGAAAUGGCUUCUUUUCGAAAUUCUACCGACGAAAGUGAGUCGGGAAAGAUGAACAGUGUGAUAGAUGAUCUAUCGUGCAGCCAUUUCUUGGUUGACCUUUGCUAG
Molecule: messenger RNA, 2195 nt
Organism: Camellia sinensis
Lineage: Eukaryota; Viridiplantae; Streptophyta; Magnoliopsida; Ericales; Theaceae
Product: poly(A)-specific ribonuclease PARN
Molecular function (GO): 3'-5'-RNA exonuclease activity; RNA binding
Source: RefSeq, a predicted model, not a curated record